This is a messenger RNA of Musa acuminata subsp. malaccensis (wild Malaysian banana), 1137 nucleotides long. RefSeq names its product transcription factor bHLH84-like. NCBI's taxonomy places the organism in Eukaryota, Viridiplantae, Streptophyta, Magnoliopsida, Zingiberales, Musaceae. Gene Ontology annotation, molecular function: protein dimerization activity; DNA-binding transcription factor activity, RNA polymerase II-specific; RNA polymerase II cis-regulatory region sequence-specific DNA binding. Gene Ontology annotation, cellular component: nucleus. The record is from RefSeq and is a predicted model, not a curated record. Gene Ontology annotation, biological process: regulation of transcription by RNA polymerase II.
UUUGCAGGCAUCAUUCUCCCGUAUAAGUACUCCCCAAUCUCUGCAACUGUGUCACCAAGCCUUUCGAUCACUCUCGAGUGCCAUCUAUGGAGUUUGGAGGCUUGGUCUCUGAAGGAAGUUGGAGCUGCUUCGACUCCGAGGUGAUGACACACCUCUGCGACUCCCACCAUUUUGCUGAGGAGCAAGAUCAAGGCCUGAGCAUGGUGACGCCUGCCAUGCUCUGUUCUGAUCACAGCUCCCAUUCGUACUCUUCCUACUGGCCUCAAUACAAUUCUAGUAGUUUUCUUCCUCACGCCGACUACGGAGGCUACAGCAUUUGCACUGGUGAGGAGCAGAUCACCGCGCCAUCCUUCCCGGGGGAUCAAUUCAAUCUCGAAGUCGGAGGCUUGUUCGCGAAGCCGCCAUUUCCCCUUCUUCCCUGUGAUCACAACGCCGAGGCCACCAAGAAAAGAGUCACUACAAGUGAGCUUGAGAUGACAGGAAGCGGGGAUGGCCACACCGUCAGCCCCAACAAGAAGGCUCGGGCCGCCGCAUCGGUGCCUAAGAAGAGGAAGAAUCCACAACCCAAGAAAGCUCAGAGGACCGUUGCCACUGCCAAUGAAGAAGAAGGCAAUGGCGAGCUGAACUCACAAAGCUCCAGCUGCUACAGCUCGGAGGAGGACUGCAAUGGUUCUCAGGAGCUGCUGGGUUCUGGGAUCACAAGUUCUAGCUCGAAAGCAACAGCUGGUCGGGGUUCAUCUACCGAUCCCCAAAGCCUUUACGCGAGGAAGAGGAGAGAAAGAAUCAAUGAGAGGCUGAGGACAUUACAGAGCCUGGUUCCAAAUGGAACCAAAGUAGAUCUCAGCACGAUGCUUGAAGAAGCAGUUGAGUACGUGAAGUUCCUGCAUCUCCAAAUCAAGCUUUUGAGUUCUGAUGACCUGUGGAUGUAUGCUCCUAUCGCUUACAAUGGGAUGAGCGUCGGAUUCGAUCUAAAUAUCUCUCCAUAGAAGGAGACGGUGGUCGUCAGAAUGGAAAGCUGAAGGAAACAUGAUCGAUCAUCACUUGAGCAGAUCCCUUUAGCUGUGCUUAAAAGUUUUGUGAUGGAGAUGAUGAAAGGAAGAGUUGGGGAAUCGAUAUUACAAAACAAGCUUCUUUGUA